Molecule: messenger RNA, 642 nt
Organism: Cinclus cinclus
Lineage: Eukaryota; Metazoa; Chordata; Aves; Passeriformes; Cinclidae
Gene: IL17D
Product: interleukin 17D
Exons: 3
Coding region: 1-642 (213 amino acids)
Biological process (GO): inflammatory response
Cellular component (GO): extracellular region
Molecular function (GO): cytokine activity
Source: RefSeq, a predicted model, not a curated record
AUGCAGCGAGGCAGGGUGCGGGCGGCGCUGGCGGCGCUGCUGGCGCUGCUCUGCGCCGCGCUGCUCCCGCUCCGCCCGGAGGCCGCCAGGGCGCCCAAGCAGCGGCCGGCGCGGACCCGGAGCUGCGGCGAGCGGCCCGAGGAGCUGCUGGAGCAGCUGUACGGGCGGCUGGCGGCGGGCAUGCUCAGCGCCUUCCACCACACCCUGCAGCCCGAGCCGCCGGGCCGCCAGCACAACGCCAGCUGCCCCGCCGGGGCACGGCCGCCCGCAGACAAGAGGGUCCGGCUCCCCGUCAACCUGCGCAGCGCAUCGCCCUGGGCAUACAGAAUUUCCUAUGACCCCACGAGAUACCCCAAGUACAUUCCCGAAGCCUACUGCCUGUGCAAAGGCUGCCUGAUGGGGAUCUUUGGCGAGGAGAACUUGCACUUCCGCAGCACCCCGGUGCUCAUGCCCACGGUCAUCCUGCGCCGCACGCCCGCCUGCGCCGGGGGCCGCUACGUCUACACCGAGGAUUACAUCACCAUCCCCGUGGGCUGCACCUGCGUCCCCGAGCAGGAAAAGGAGGCAGAGAGCGCCAAUUCCAGCAUAGACAAGCAAGAAGUGAAGUUGCUGGUGGGGCAGAACAAGCCCUCAUCGGAAUGA